AUGUCAACCCAGUUCUCAGGAGCGGCCGUUGCUGCGCAGCACAACCCGUUCCAGCACGCAUACAAGAAGUCUGCGCUCUAUAGCCAGAUCGACUCGGGCUCCAACACGCCGAUGAACGUGUCACCCACCUCGCCACGCACCAUGAGCCACCUGCCGACAUAUCCCCAGCAUGCCCCGGCGCUUCGACCGCUGAAGACGCCUGGCUACAUCCCCGCAGCGUUGCGUAGGACGGAGAAGCCUGCUGGACGAUCGCCGCCCAACCUUGACUCCGGCAUGGAUACACCGAAUACCAGCUGGAGCACGGGCGGUUUGUUCGGACAGAGCACCGGCGAUAUUACGUCCAUCUCUCGCGUCGCGACGGAGGAUAUGCGAUCCAUCUACGACGACACCCCGCUCUCUCCUGUGGCAGGACCGAUUACGCGCAACCACUGGCAGCCUGACAGUUCGACUGUCGUGUGUACCGCCUCGUGCUGCCAGCAGCCGUUCGGUCUCUUCAUGCGUCGCCAUCACUGUCGCAAGUGUGGCGGCAUCUUCUGCUACCAGCACCUCCAGAAGCAGGUUCGCCUCAACGAGCACGCCUUGUUCCACCCCGAGGGUGACUGGCACAAGGCUUGCGAUCGUUGCCACACGCAGUUCCGCGAAUGGGAGCAGAUGCGCUCUAGCCGCACCAAUAGCGAGAGCUCUGGCAGCAUCGAGAGCCCCGCUGCCGUACAGAUCGAGCCGCCGCAGGCGAAGCGCCCAGAGUGUGCUCCCAAGGCUAGCUUCCUGUCACAGAGCUUCGGUGGUGGCACCUGGAACUGGAGCACUUUCUAG
Molecule: messenger RNA, 813 nt
Organism: Didymosphaeria variabile
Lineage: Eukaryota; Fungi; Ascomycota; Dothideomycetes; Pleosporales; Didymosphaeriaceae
Exons: 2
Coding region: 1-813 (270 amino acids)
Molecular function (GO): metal ion binding
Source: RefSeq, a predicted model, not a curated record